AAACACUGAGUGCUUGUUCUCGGGCGUAAUUUCCGGAGAGCCGGGGGACACAGUGCAACCCGAGACUUUUCCCAAUAACCUGACCGGGUCCUUCAGUCAGUGUUGUUGUGGGGUGGGUCAGACCGGGUUUGUUUCGCAUUACAUAAGCGAACUCCCACUGCAAAGCGAGGUCCUCGCAAGCAACCAUUGAACCCACUGGCCAAAGUGCAUUCAAGCAUUGGGGUAUUCAUCCGGUAGUUUGCAUUAUUGGCACGUGGCUAAAUAAUAUAUUUAUUUCUCUCUUUUCUUCCCCCCCGUGCCUUGAUGCAGAAGGCUAUUUUGGGCACGUUGCUCUCCUUUGACACAGCAUGAUUUUCGGGAGCGGGUUUGCAACUCUCCGGAGUUCGGGGAGCAAGCUGCUUUGCGCAAUGGCCAGGUCGUUCGGCGCAGUGCCGCAUUAUGCCGGAGGGAGCAAACGGCUGCGGGUGCUGGUGGACAUGGACGGAGUGCUGGCUGAUUUUGAGGGCGGUUUCCUGCAAAAGUACAAGGUCGCGUACCCCGAGGAGCCGUUCAUUGAGCUGGCGGAUCGCAGAGGUUUCUGGGUUUCCGAACAGUACGGACAGCUGCAGCCCGAUCUGUGUGAGAAAGCGAUAAGCAUAUGGGAGUCGAAGAACUUCUUCAUUGAACUUGAUCCCCUUCCAGGAGCAGUGGAGGCAGUGAAAGAGAUGGCCAACAUGAAAAACACUGACGUGUUCAUUUGCACCAGCCCUAUAAGGAAGUAUGAUCACUGUCCUUUUGAAAAAUACGCGUGGGUAGAGAAACAUCUCGGGAAGGAGUUUCUGGAGCUGAUGUUGCUAACGCGGGAUAAAACAUUGAUAUCCGGCAGCUUGCUGAUAGACGACAAGCCAGAUAUAUCAGGUGUGGAACCCCAUCCUGAGUGGGAGCAUAUACUUUUCUCUGCUUGCCACAAUAUGCACGUACAACUGAGAGCACCCAGAAGGCGGCUACACUCUUGGGCUGAUGACUGGAGACUACUCCUGGACGGCAAGCGGCAGUGAUGGCCUGCAUGCGGCCUUGGAUGUUUCAGUUGUUGUGGAACAAUGAACCUUGACUGUGUGAUGCAGAAUUCAAACCACGCACAUGGCAUGUGAUGAUCAGUUAUCAACUUGGACUGCAAACACGUUACGAGGUUCUAGCUCCUGUAGUUUUCAGAUAUUUUUUGGGGGUGCGUUUCAGUGAAAGAGACAUUAAACAGGCGAUAAUGUAGAUUGGAUUGGGACCCAGUGACACACUAGAAAUUGCUUCCGUUGUAUCCCUUGCUAAUUCUGCAUUCUAUAACGCACACAAAUGCUGGAGCAACUCAGCAGGUGAGGCAGCAUCUACGGAGAGGAAUUAACAGUUGACGUUUCAGCUGGGACCCUUCAUCGGGACUGGAAUGGAAGGAGGAGGAAGGCAGAAUAAGAAGGAGGGAAAAGUGCAGGUGAUGGGUUAAGCCUCCAACAUUUUGUGUGUGUUACUCUGGAUUACCACCAUCUGCAGAAUCUAAACACAAAAGAUUCUGCAGAUACUGGAAAUCCAAGAGCAACAUAACACACAAAAUGCUAGAGGAACUCAGUAGGUCAGGCAGCAUCUAUGGAGAGGAAGAAACAGUCAACAUUUCGGGCCCAAACCCGUCAUUAAGACUGGAGAAGAGUCUCGUCCUGAAACGUUGCCUGUUUAUUCCUUUCCAUAGAUGGUGCCUGACCUGCUGAGUUAUUCCAGCAUUUUGUGUGUGUUAAUCUGCAGAAUCUUGUGUUAAUGAUAUGCACUCUAUUAAUAUUGUUCUCGCUGUUUCAGGAAAGUCGAAUCUAAAGUAGUUACAGUGAUACAUGACAGAUUGCAGAUGAGUAAUUUUUAAAGUCCCAGUAAUAAUAUUUGACAGAAAAUAAAUAAUGCAAAAUUGGCAACGCACAGAUGUGUUCAUUUUGUUUGACCUGUCUGCUGCUUUUCACUGUUGGACAGAAAUAGUUCUGGUGUCACUGCAAUGUUUCACAGUGAAAACUAACAUCAUUGAGAGAAAUAGAAGUCAUGAACCAUUGUUUCUAGAUUUGCUGUGUCUGGUAAUACAAAAGCACUUUUAUGAUGGAUUACAUUUACCUUUGACAAUGCUGGUGCUACACGUGCUAAUUUUUAAUCUCUUGCUGUAUAGACUGUGGUAACUAAAAUUCCUGAUUCAGUGAUCCAGGGCAAUAUUUGCAUGCAGAACAAGAUUUUAUACCAUGUUUUGGGGUUAGCCUGAUGUUAACCUAAAUUUUCAAUAUAAAGUGGCAUUAACUUCUAAACAGACUCCUUCGGUGAAUUAUCUUCGAAACAGGUGGUCCUUCUCACUAAUUCUGCAACUGACUGUUUUAAGUGUCCAGAGCUCUUGCAGAUUCCAAAGAAUUGAACGACUUGGAUAAAUGUUUACUUUUAAACCUGGUAGAGUUCGUCACUUGAUUUGUCAGCUCAUAUUUCCUUUGGGCUUAACAGAUAUUAGCAAUGGAUGUGCAAAGAAAAUAGAAACCACUUUAGGCCUGAAAUAUUUAGCUAACAUGGCAGCUAACAUGCAAGUGUAUUUAAAUCUACAAGAAGGUUGUUUAAAAUGUUAUGUAUUUUAAAUAUUUUCAUUUUAUAUUGCUCUCUUAAUGGUGACAUUGUAACUUACAUCAUUAUGAUAGACACAGACUGCAAUUAUUCCAAUGUUCUUUUAUGAUGAUGUUAGUUUUCAGGAUAAUGUAAGCAGUACUCACAACAGUAAAUUCCAUGCUUUCCUCGUCUUGCCAUAAAUGAAACUGCUGGCUUAAUAAUUGGUAAAAUGUUAGUAAAGAUCAAAUAUACAAGUCACUAGGUUUACAGUGAUUAUUGCAAAAGUAACAAUGCAAAUUGUUAUAUUAAAUACUAAGUGUUUAUAUCUACAUAU
Molecule: messenger RNA, 2917 nt
Organism: Mobula hypostoma (lesser devil ray)
Lineage: Eukaryota; Metazoa; Chordata; Chondrichthyes; Myliobatiformes; Myliobatidae
Product: 5'(3')-deoxyribonucleotidase, mitochondrial-like
Exons: 5
Coding region: 348-1037 (229 amino acids)
Biological process (GO): pyrimidine deoxyribonucleotide catabolic process
Cellular component (GO): mitochondrion
Molecular function (GO): 5'-nucleotidase activity
Source: RefSeq, a predicted model, not a curated record